AUGAAGGCCGCCUCAACCGGCCUCCUGCUGGCACUCCUCGUUCUUGGAACGACCGCCUGCGACAUUACCCUCUCGCUGGAUCUGUUUGACAACAUUCAGCCCUGUCUCACCGCUUUCUCCAAUGAUGUGGCUGCCUGCUCCGAAAGCUCCGACUCGACUUGCAUUUGCCCUGUCCUUCACAAUUACCUUGAGUGCACCGCCAACCGAUUCAUCAGCACCGACGGCUGCUUGGCCACAAACGGCACCAACAUGAUCCGUGAUAUGCUGACUGAUUACUCUGAGGGCCUGUGUGAGGAAUUGGCCAACUUUGAGCUCGAAAUCACCAUCUCCGUCCCCACUACUUGCUUGCCAAGGGGAUCGGACAUCCUCACAUCCAACUGUCUGUCAGACUUCUCCAUGUUCUCCCGUGCCCAACUGCGCGCUAUGGCCCGCCGCAUCCUGGAGCAGGGUGGUGUCACCGGUCUUCGCGACGUGGACUUUGUUGUCAGCUACUCGGUCAACACCUCCUUCAGCAGUGACAUUGAUUUGACCAUCCAGUACGCCGGCCUCGUGCCUCCGGCCGCCCUCGAGAUUCAGACCAACUACGAACAAGUCUUCUACAUGGAUGUGAACGGCACCGUUUCCUUUUUCGAUGCGUCCAUCGAGCUGCCUUCCCUGUCCUUUGCCAUUGACACACCUGGAUGCUCCCUGGCUCUGACCCUGAGUGCCUACGAUGACCUGCGCAACUGCAGCCGUGAUUUCUACGAUGCGAUCGAGAACUGCGAUGGCGAGAAUGACCGAGUUUGUUUCUGCCCCGCGGCCUUUGAUUACAUGGAGUGCGCCAAGGAAAGCCUGGCUACCGUGGACGGCUGCAUGUCCUCCCCCAUUGCCAAUGAAAUCCGCGAGCUCUACGCCAACUACUCUGACAGGACCUGUGAUGCACUUUCGGACUACGCCAUUACCUUGACCGUCGAGGUGCCCAGCAACUUUUCGACCUUUUCCACUGCCCAGGUUGAGGCCUUUGCCCGUCGUCUUCUCAGCCAGGCUGGCAUCGAGGUUGUUGUUGAUGCCGCCUUUUUCGUCGAGUGGGAAACAAUGCUUGAGGCCAGCGGUGCCGUCAACAUGACCAUUUUCUAUGCCGGAGAGGCCCCACCUGCCACCUUGGAGCUGCAAGGCACCUAUGGCGCCGUUGCCUACGUGGACAAUGCCAACAGCUCGUCUAGCUACGAAUUUGCGGUGAACCUGACUAGCAUGUCGGUUGAGCUGGCUUCCGAAACUUGCAACGUUGCCCUCUCCCUCGACCUGGCCCGCGAGCUCGACAGCUGCGUUCGUGACUUUGUGCAGGCUGUCGAGCCAUGCAAUGCCACCUUUGGCGACCUGUCCACUGAAGCUGCUGUAUGCGCCUGCCCUCUGGUCUUUGACUACGUCGAGUGCGCCACUGAGAAAAUUGCCGCAACAGAGGGUUGUGUGCCUGCCGAGGCCACCAAUCAAAUUCGCGCGGCCAUGGAGAAUAUGACAGAUUUCGUUUGCGAAACUCUCAGCGAGUUUGAGAUCGAGCUCGUCUUUGCCGUGCCUGAGAACUUUUCAACCUUUACCGAGGCGCAGAUUACGGCUUUUGGUCGCACUUUGCUGAUUGCUGCCGGUAUCACAGACCUGGAGGAUGGCGACUUUACCAUUGAGUGGAGCACACCAAGCGGCUCAGGCUCUGUCGAGGGUUCGAUCGAGGUCGAGAUUGAUCGUUCUCCUUUGUCACCUACAACGAUGCCAACGGUUCGGCCGGCAACGGCACUGUCACUGGCCGCUCCGUGA
Monosiga brevicollis MX1 is the source of this 1788-nucleotide messenger RNA. RefSeq lists its product as uncharacterized. The record is from RefSeq and is a predicted model, not a curated record. The transcript has 9 exons. NCBI's taxonomy places the organism in Eukaryota, Choanoflagellata, Craspedida, Salpingoecidae. Bases 1 to 1788 code for a protein of 595 amino acids.